AUGUCACUGAAAUCGGUGGUUAUGGGCGAUGAUCGCGAAACAUCCAUCAAACAGCAGAUUGUUUCCGUGCAUAAAGCACUGAACAAGAAUGAAGUACCACUGAAGCACAAGCAUGCGCGGCAAGUGAUAAUGGGUACGCAUAAGGAGAAAUCGUGUACCAUCUUCUGGAACUGUAUUUCGCGCAUUCAGCUCGAAAAAAAUCCUAUUAUAUCCUGGAAAUUUUGUCAUCUCCUUCAUAAGCCAUGUCAAGCAGUUGAGAAGAGGAAACCAUUGAAACCAGAGGAAACCAUCUCCAAAUGCUCUGAGUGA
Molecule: messenger RNA, 309 nt
Organism: Gongylonema pulchrum
Lineage: Eukaryota; Metazoa; Nematoda; Chromadorea; Rhabditida; Gongylonematidae
Source: the annotation of a GenBank genome assembly